Juglans microcarpa x Juglans regia is the source of this 2768-nucleotide messenger RNA. RefSeq names its product probable cadmium/zinc-transporting ATPase HMA1, chloroplastic. Gene Ontology annotation, molecular function: ATPase-coupled monoatomic cation transmembrane transporter activity; ATP binding; ATP hydrolysis activity. Bases 167 to 2629 code for a protein of 820 amino acids. Lineage: Eukaryota; Viridiplantae; Streptophyta; Magnoliopsida; Fagales; Juglandaceae. The record is from RefSeq and is a predicted model, not a curated record. The transcript is spliced from 13 exons. Gene Ontology annotation, biological process: monoatomic cation transport. Gene Ontology annotation, cellular component: membrane.
GUGAAUGAGCUCAUAGUGUGGGGUGGAUGGCAACAACAACGCCUGGUUCAUAUUUGGCACUGCCCACUCUUCACUAACCUUACACUUUCCCUCUCCCUCGUCUCUUCCUUCCCCGUUCAUUGACGAUGCCCUGAGCAUCGAAUAUUCCCAAUCCCUUAACGCAAUAAUGGAAACCCUCCCUCGUCCAAUCGCCGCCAGAUUCCACCCUCUCCCAAUUCUCAAAACCCGCCUCCGAGUCAACUCCUCCAAACCUAUCUUCAACUCUGCCCUCCAAUUCCCCUUAAUUCGCUUCAAACCCCUAUCUCCUCAACUCAAUUCCCAGACUCUCCGCCUCUCCCAUAAGUGCUGCGUCUCCAAGGCCUCCGAUGACAACCACGACCAUCAUCACCAUGAUCACCACCACCAACACCACCACCACCACCAUUGCCAUGAGGACGCGAAGCUGAGCGGGGCUCAGGAAGCGUUCAUCGGGUUCGCGAAAGCGAUUAGAUGGACGGAUUUGGCAGAUUUCCUGAGGGAGCAUUUGCAAUUGUGCUGCUGUUCCGCGGCUCUGUUUCUAGCCGCCGCCGCUUGCCCUUAUGCUGUGCCGAAGCCCGCGGUGAAGCCUCUACAAAACGCUUCCAUGCUCGUUGCUUUCCCUCUUGUCGGGGUCUCUGCAUCACUUGAUGCUCUUACUGAUAUUGUUGGUGGAAAAGUAAAUAUCCAUGUGUUAAUGGCUCUUGCAGCCUUUGCAUCAGCAUUUAUGGGGAACCCCUUAGAAGGAGGGUUACUUCUUGCCAUGUUUAAUCUGGCCCAUAUUGCUGAAGAGUAUUUCACCAGCCGCUCAAUGGUAGAUGUUAAAGAAUUAAAGGAAAAUUAUCCAGAUUUUGCCCUAGUGCUGGACAUAAUUGAUGAUAAGCUUCCCAAUACUUCUGAUUUGGCAUACAAGAGGGUUCCUGUGCACAACAUAGAAGUUGACUCUUAUAUCUUGGUUGGAGCGGGUGAGUCUGUGCCUGUAGAUUGUGAGGUUUUCCAAGGCAAUGCCACCAUUACCAUUGAGCAUUUGACAGGAGAAGUCAAACCAUUGGAGAUAAAAGUUGGAGACAGGAUUCCCGGCGGUGCAAGAAAUUUGGAUGGCAGGAUGAUUGUGAAGGCAACAAAGACGUGGAAAGAAUCAACACUGAGCAAGAUUGUGCAAUUAACUGAAGAAGCACAAUUGAAGAAACCAAAGCUUCAAAGAUGGCUGGAUGAAUUUGGUGAACAUUACAGCAAGGUGGUUGUAGUGUUGUCCAUUGCUGUGGCUGUCAUCGGGCCAUUUUUAUUCAAGUGGCCAUUCAUUAGCACACCAGCUUGCAGAGGAUCGGUUUACAGGGCAUUGGGGCUCAUGGUGGCAGCUUCACCAUGUGCUUUGGCUGUAGCUCCAUUGGCAUAUGCUACUGCAAUUAGUUCCUGUGCAAGGAAGGGAAUACUGCUGAAAGGUGGUCAUGUGCUAGAUGCUCUAGCGUCUUGCCACACUAUUGCAUUUGAUAAAACUGGGACAUUGACAACUGGGGGGCUUGCGUUCAAAGCCAUUGAACCGAUUUAUGGACACCAUGUCAGAAACAAUAGAUCAAACUUUUCGUCCUGUUGCAUUCCCAGCUGUGAAAAAGAAGCUCUUGCUGUAGCGGCUGCCAUGGAGAAGGGUACUACUCACCCGAUCGGAAGAGCUGUUGUAGACCAGAGUGUUGGGAAAGAUCUUCCUUCUGUUUCCAUUGAUAGUUUCGAGUAUUUUCCUGGUAGAGGUCUCAUUGCAACUCUAAAUAGCAUUGAGUCAGGAACUCGAGGGGUUAAACUUUUAAAAGCAUUACUUGGUUCUGUGGAUUUCAUCACUUCAUUUUGUAAAUCAGACGAUGAAUUAAGAAAGAUAAAAGAUGCUGUAAAUGCAUCUUCAUACGGAAGUGAAUUUGUUCAUGCAGCUCUUUCUGUCGAUCAAAAGGUGACACUGAUUCACCUAGAGGAUAGACCUCGACCCGGGGUUUCAGACGUCAUAGGCGAAUUACGUGAUCAAGCAAAGCUUCAUGUAAUGAUGCUAACAGGGGAUCAUGAGUCAAGUGCGUGGAGAGUGGCAAAUGCUGUGGGCAUCAAUGAAGUUUAUUGUAGCUUGAAGCCUGAGGAUAAGCUAAGUCAUGUGAAGGAUGUCUCGAGGAAUAUGGGUGGAGGUCUAAUCAUGGUUGGUGAAGGUAUUAAUGACGCACCAGCACUUGCUGCCGCGACCGUGGGGAUUGUGCUUGCUCAACGUGCUAGUGCAACUGCUAUAGCUGUUGCAGAUGUGCUGUUACUACGGGACAAUAUUUCUGGUGUGCCAUUCUGUAUUGCCAAGUCCCGUCAAACAACUUCGCUGGUUAAACAAAAUGUGGCCCUUGCACUUUCUUCUAUAUUUCUGGCAUCUCUUCCAUCUGUUCUGGGAUUUCUCCCCUUAUGGUUGACGGUUCUUUUACAUGAGGGCGGUACUCUUCUUGUUUGCCUUAAUUCGGUACGUGCUCUAAAUGAUCCAUCAUGGUCCUGGAGGCAGGAUUUAUUGCAUCUGAUUAAUGAAUUCAAGUCUAGAUUACCGUUAUCAAGUAGACGUAACGCUAGCUCAGACUCCAUCCAGGCCACUGCUACUCGGUAACUUUGCCUUCUCUUAUAGUUCCUUUUUUUUCCCGUUAAGUUAUUUUUUCCCUCCAGCUGAUUAUUAUCAAAUUUAUGUAUGUUAUAUACGAAGAUGGUCAAAUCAAAUGUGUGGAUACUGAUUAUAGAAAACUUCUGUG